AUGAAUGGCCACGCAACUGCCCAGUCAGAGUCGUGCUUCGAUGUGAUUAUCGUUGGUGCAGGCAUCUCCGGCAUUAACGCCGCCUACCGCAUCCAAGACCAGCUGCCUAACUUCAGCUAUGCGAUCCUCGAAGCUCGCGAGGACCUGGGUGGUACCUGGGAUUUGUUCCGCUACCCCGGCAUUCGCUCAGACUCGGAUCUGUUUACCUUCGGCUUCGCCUUCAAUCCCUGGAACCACAACAACCCCAUCGCAGAGGGCUCCGCGAUUAAGCAAUACAUGCGCGACACCGCCCAGAAGUAUGGUAUCGACGAGCACAUCCUGUUCCGUCACCAUCUGUCGUCUGCCGACUGGUCCACGACAGACAAUACCUGGUCACUGGCCGUCAAUGUGGACGGUGUGCCCAAGACCAUGACCGCGCGCUUCUUGAUCUUCGGCACCGGCUACUACGACUACAAUCAGCCCCUGCAGGCUAAGAUCCCCGAUCUAGAUAACUUCCAGGGCAAAGUCAUUCACCCGCAAUUCUGGCCCGAGGACCUCGACUACAAGAACAAGAAGGUCGUAAUCAUCGGUAGUGGCGCUACCGCGAUCACGCUCCUGCCUAAUUUGGCAAACGAGGCGGCGCAUGUAACAAUGCUACAGCGUAGUCCGACCUACAUUUAUUCAGUCCCCAACCAAAAACCCCACGGUAGGCUAUCAUACCUACUGCCAUCAGGCAUCUACCACGGAGUACAACGCGCUAUCUGGAUCCUAAGACAGCGUAUGUUCUUCCUCUUCUGUCAGCGAUUCCCCUCCUUCGCGACCUGGAUCUUGAAGCGAGGCUUGGAAAAGGAACUGCCUGGCCACAUCUCCUACGACCCGCAUUUCAAGCCUCACUACAACCCCUGGGACCAGCGAAUGUGCGUCUGCCCAGAUGGCGACUUCUUCGCUAGCCUGCGCCGUGGCAAGGCGGAUGUCUGCACCGACACCAUCAAAACCGUCAACGAGAAGGGUAUCACCCUUAACGGGGGCGAGAUGCUCGACGCGGAUAUCAUCGUCACAGCGACUGGGCUCAAACUACAGAUCGGCGGCGGCGUCGCGCUUAGCGUGGACAGGCAGAAGAUCGACGUCGGCUCUAAGUACCUGUGGAACGGAUUCAUGCUGCAGGAUCUUCCCAACGCCGCCUUCGUGAUCGGAUACACCAACGCUUCAUGGACACUGGGUGCCGACGCCAUCGCGCAAUGCAUCGCCCGCAUUCUCAAGACGCUCGAGUCGCGCAAGUUAGUCGCUGCUGUCCCGUGUUUGAAGGCCCAGGAUGCCCGGAAUCUCCAGGAGCGCCCACUGCUGAAACUCAAGUCGACAUACGUUAACCUCGGUUCCCAUGCUCUGCCUCGCGCGGCGGAUCGGGGCCCUUGGCAGCCGCGUGAUCACUAUGGUAAGGAUAUUCGCUUCGCGAGGAAAGGGAACCUUGAUGAUGGGCUCGAGUUUGUGCAAGGCCCCAGUCUGCAUUUGCGAAAGAGGCUAACUUGA
Penicillium argentinense is the source of this 1506-nucleotide messenger RNA. Its product is annotated as flavin-containing monooxygenase. NCBI's taxonomy places the organism in Eukaryota, Fungi, Ascomycota, Eurotiomycetes, Eurotiales, Aspergillaceae. The transcript has a single exon. The record is from RefSeq and is a predicted model, not a curated record. The coding region runs from base 1 to 1506 and encodes 501 amino acids. Gene Ontology annotation, molecular function: flavin adenine dinucleotide binding; NADP binding; N,N-dimethylaniline monooxygenase activity.